UUUCGGUUCAGAGUGUUCGAGUCGAGAGCAAAAGAAAGAAUGAAGAGAGGAGGAUUAAAGAGAAGAAGACGUUGAGGAAGAAGAAGAGCUUAAAACAAAAAAAGUCGCUUCUCUCCCGCGGCGGCGGUGGUUAUCCGGUCACCAAUCGCAAUCGAUAAUAAUAAAUGUUGAAAGUGUGGAGAUGGUACCAGCGAUGCCUGAGCGUUCAUCCGUUGAAAACUCAGGUGAUAAGCUCCGGUUUUCUUUGGGGAUUCGGAGACGUCACCGCUCAAUACAUCACUCAUUCCACUGCCAAACCUCCUCCUCCUCCUCCUCUUCUUCGUCUCACUGACACAAAUAAAGACGCAGAGGCAGAUGCAGAUUUCAAGCUCAACUGGAAGCGAGUAGCUAUCACAAGCAUGUUUGGACUUGGUUUUGUCGGUCCUGUUGGCCACUUCUGGUACGAAGGCCUUGAUAAAUUCAUAAAACUGAAGCUUCGAUACGUACCAAAGUCAACACGUUUCGUGGCAGCCAAAGUUGCAAUGGACGGUCUUAUCUUUGGCCCCUUUGAUCUGCUUGUUUUCUUCACCUACAUGGGAUACGCCACGGGGAAGAACACGUCUCAAGUGAAAGAAGGACUCAAGCGAGACUUUCUACCGGCUCUUGCUCUCGAAGGCGGAGCAUGGCCGCUUCUUCAGAUCGCUAACUUCAGAUACGUUCCCGUGCAGUACCAGCUGCUUUACGUCAACAUCUUUUGCCUUGUAGACAGCGCUUUUCUCUCGUGGGUCGACCAACAGAAGGAUGCAGCUUGGAAGCAAUGGUUUUCUACUUCGUUUCUAACGCUUAAAGAACGAGGUGGCACUGGUGGAGUAUGAAGAUCAUUUUCGCUUUUUUUUUUACAUGUCAUAACAACUUUGAAGGAAAACAGAACAGAGUGUAAUAGGCGAUUUUUAAUCAAAUAUUGUUUCGUUUUUAAAGAA
Molecule: messenger RNA, 959 nt
Organism: Raphanus sativus (radish)
Lineage: Eukaryota; Viridiplantae; Streptophyta; Magnoliopsida; Brassicales; Brassicaceae
Exons: 3
Coding region: 165-854 (229 amino acids)
Cellular component (GO): cytoplasm; membrane
Source: RefSeq, a predicted model, not a curated record